AAGGAAGGAAGAAAGGAAGAGUGCGUAAUAUGCAUCACUGCACACGUUAGAAGUUUGUUCUCCAACGUCACCAAAGAGAGUUCCAGAAAUUUCCCCAAUUCCGCGAAGCUUUACAGCUUUUAGGGUUUGGGUUCUCAUCCUUCUUCUCAUCUCUACACACUGCAUUCCUGACAGAGAAGAUUGAGAAACCAGAAACUAAGGGAAGGAAGGAAGUAGGGUAAGCAGAGAAACAAGCGAGGAUAACAAAACAAAAUGGAUCAAGGGGAGGGAGGGGAUAAUCAGUUCCAUCGAAAUGAGGCGAUUUCUGCUGUUGCUGAUGAGGGGUUUCUUGGGGAGGAAGACGAGGAUUAUGAGGAUCUUUACAAUGAUGUUAAUGUCGGUGAAGGGUUUUUCCAAACUUUGAAAAAGACUGAAGAUUUAGGGAAUGGUGGUUAUACAAGUGAUAAUGCUAGAGGUAAGUUAGGUGGGUCUGCCGUGGUUGCACCAGCACCGGAAUCAGGUGUAUCAAUACCAGGGGUUGUGGGUAAUGUCGGUGUUGCCGGGGAUUCCAGGGUUUCUUUUGAUAGUCAAGGGUUUAGAGGGAGUGAUGAUGUGAAGGGCCCUGGUGGAAUGGGACCUGGAGGUGGUGGUGGGCUUAGGGUUGAAUUAGGGCAUGGGUCCAACAAGUUGGUGGUGGAGAAGAGUGGGGAUAGUAAUGUUAGUUUAGGUGGUGCCAGUGAAAUUGGGCAGCAAUCACAUGUGGUGGGGAAUGUAGGGGGUGCUGGGAAUGAGGCUUUAGUGAGACAAGGAGCAGGUGGGAAUGGUAAUGGGAGUGGGAACAGUGUCAGCACUGCUGCUGGUGGGAGCGUAGGUGUUGGUGUUGGUGUUGGUGGAAGUGGGGGUGCGGGUGGGGGUGGGGGUGGUGGUACGACAUUGUUUGUGGGGGAUUUGCAUUGGUGGACAACGGAUGCACAGCUUGAGGCAGAAUGCUGCAAAUAUGGCCAAGUCAAGGAGGUGAAGUUUUUUGAAGAGAAAGCAAGUGGUAAGUGCAAGGGGUAUUGUCAGGUUGAUUUUUAUGAUCCAGCUGCAGCCACUGCAUGUAAGGAGGGAAUGAAUGGACACAUGUUUAAUGGGCGUCCUUGUGUUGUUACACAUGCAUCACCCAAUACCAUUAGGCGAAUGGGAGAAGCCCAGGUAAGUAGGAAUCAGCAAAUGGGACAAGCUAAGAAGGGUCCUAAUGAUUCUGGUGGUAAGACUAUUGGUAGCAACAUUCCCACUGGUGGCAAUUUUCAAGGUGGAGAUAAUAAUAGAGGUUAUGGCAGAGGGAAUUGGGGGAGAGGCAAUGGUCAGGGCAUGGGGAAUAGAGGGCCAGUUGGUGCAAUGAGGAACAGGGCUGGUGGGAUGGGUGGUAGAGGUAUUAUGGGCAAUGGUGGCAAUGGAUUUGGGCAAGGGAUUGGUGCAGCCCCUCCUUUGAUGCACCCACAAUCAAUGAUAGGACAAGGCUUUGACCCCACCUUUGGUGGGCCUAUGGGAAGAAUGGGCAACUUUGGAGGCUUUCCAGGUGGGCCAGCGCCCCCAUUUUCUGGGAUGUUACAUUCCUAUCCACCUGUUGGUGGUCUUGGUAUGCCUGGAACAGCCCCUCAUGUUAAUCCAGCAUUUUUUGGUAGAGGGAUGCCUAUGGGUGGAAUGGGAAUGAUGCCUGGAAGUGGAGUUGAUGGGCCUAAUAUGGGAAUGUGGUCAGAUCCUAGCAUGGGAGGAUGGAGUGGUGAUGAGCAUGGUGGUGGGAGAGCUGCGGAAUCUAGUUAUGGAGAGGAAACGACAUCUGACCAUCAGCAUGGUGAUGUUAAUCAUGAAAGAGGAGGUUGGCAGAAUGCUACAAGGGAAAAGGAUAGGCCUUUGGAGAGGGACUGGUCUGGUUCUUCUGAAAGAAGGUACCGUGAUGAUAGAGAACCAGGGCACGAUAGAAGCAUGCCUAGAGAAAAAGAUACCCAUGACUUUGAUGGGUCAGAAAGAAGGCAUCGUGAUGAUAGAGAUAGUGGCCGAGAACGUGAGAGGGAGCGAGACAGGGACAGGGAACGUUCUCGAGAUCGUGACCGGGAUCAUGAUAGGGGACGUUCUCGAGAUCGUGAAUGGGAUCAUGAUAGAGAACGUGAUAGGGAGAAGGACAGGGAAAGAAAUUCUGAUCAUCGUAGGCUUAGGGAUCGAAAAUCAGAGCAUGAUGAUGAUUGGGAUGGGGGUCGGUCAUCAAGAACUCACAGCAAGUCACGGUUAUCACAGGAGGAUCAUCGUUCAAGAUCCAGAGAUGCUGAUUAUGAAAAGAGGCGGCGGCUUACCUCAGAGUAAAUCGAUUCUGACGCCUUUUUUGGGAGCCUAUUGCUAGGACACAAAACAAUAGACAAUCAGAACCACAGAACUCUGGUUUCAUCUUGCCUUUUGGAGUCUCUUUAGAGUAGUGUUGUAACAGCCAUUCUCAGAUCAUUGCCUGGAACUUCUUGAUUGCUUCUUUUGACUAGGAGAUUAUGGUCUCAUUCUUGCAUGAAAGAAGGUGCUUGAUCUUGAGGAUUGAACCUGUUGAAGACAACUCUGGUUUUCUGAAGGAGGAGAUGAUCUCAGCCUUGUGUAUUAGACCUCCUCGUUGCUGGCAUACAUGUAGGAGAGGAGAUUGUAAAACUAAUGGUUUUAAGUUUUUAGUUUUCCUUUUGGAUUUUAUGUUCUAGUAAUCAACACUUGAUGGCUUGAAAUCGUGGAAGCCAGGAAUGUGGUAGAUUAUCUUAAAACUUUAUGCUAGCCUGAAAUGUGGUAGAUUGUCUUGGGAACUUUUUGCCUGAAUGUAAUGUUGUUGUAGGAUUUAACACAUAGGAUGUUGCUGAUGAGUACCUGUUACUGGUUGUUGUAUUGUAUCAUUUUCAUCCCUCUCUUUAUAUUGUUCUUUUUUUUAAAGUAUUCCACGUUGUUAAUAAUCUCAUGUGAUGAAUAUUGUAAACGGGGAAUGUAGAAAACUAAUAACAGAUUGGAUGGAUGGCGUUUUUUAGGCUUGGAGAAUUGUACACAAUAUGAUGUCUCUUGAUAGACAUGGAAUUCACCAGAGAAGGGAAGAAAGAGGGAGUUCUGACUCUGAAUUCUAGGGUGAUAUAUUGUGCUGAAAACAAGUGAGCUGAAAUGGGUAGACUGAUCUUCAUGUAACCAUUACCAAGUUCACACCUUCAAUUUCAUAUUAUCUUUAAUUACUAUUGCCAAAAAGGAGCCAUCAAAUGAGUAUACAUCAAAAAUUACAUCACUAUUUCCACUGAAAAAGAAACCCAUUUUUUAUAAAAAAUUUUAUGAAGG
Molecule: messenger RNA, 3306 nt
Organism: Rubroshorea leprosula
Lineage: Eukaryota; Viridiplantae; Streptophyta; Magnoliopsida; Malvales; Dipterocarpaceae
Source: the annotation of a GenBank genome assembly